AUGUGCCUGUUCUAUCUCAGUGGGCUCCAAGUGUACCGGCUCACCAGGGGCGGAGAACCCAGUCUCAGUGGGCUCCAAGUGUACCGGGUCACCAGGGGCGGAGAACCCAGUCUCAGUGGGCCCCAAGUGUACCGGGUCACCAGGGGCGGAGAACCCAGUCUCAGUGGGCUCCAAGUGUACCGGGUCACCAGGGGCGGAGAACCCAGUCUCAGUGGGCCCCAAGUGUAUCGGGUCACCAGGGGCGGAGAACCCAGUCUCAGUGGGCUCCAAGUGUACUGGGUCACAGGGGCGGAGAACCUAGUCUCAGUGGGCCCCAAGUGUACCGGGUCACCAGGGGCGGAGAACCAAGUCUCAGUGGGCUCCAAGUGUACCGGCUCACCAGGGGCGGAGAACCCAGUCUCAGUGGGCUCCAAGUGUACCGGGUCACCAGGGGCGGAGAACCCAGUCUCAGUGGGCCCCAAGUGUACCGGGUCACCAGGGGCGGAGAACCCAGUCUCAGUGGGCUCCAAGUGUACCGGGUCACCAGGGGCGGAGAACCCAGUCUCAGUGGGCCCCAAGUGUAUCGGGUCACCAGGGGCGGAGAACCCAGUCUCAGUGGGCUCCAAGUGUACCGGGUCAUCAGGGGCGGAGAACCCAGUCUCAGUGGGCCCCAAGUGUAUCGGGUCACCAGGGGCGGAGAACCCAGUCUCAGUGGGCUCCAAGUGUACCGGGUCACCAGGGGCGGAGAACCCAGUCUCAGUGGGCUCCAAGUGUACCGGGUCACCAGGGGCGGAGAACCAAGUCUCAGUGGGCACCAAGUGUACCGGGUCACCAGGGGCGGAGAACCCAGUCUCAGUGGGCUCCAAGUGUACCGGGUCACCAGGGGCGGAGAACCCAGUCUCAGUGGGCUCCAAGUGUACCGGGUCACCAGGGGCGGAGAACCCAGUCUCAGUGGACUCCAAGUGUACCGGGUCACCAGGGGCGGAGAACCCAGUCUCAGUGGGCUCCAAGUGUACCGGGUCACCAGGGGCGGAGAACCCAGUCUCAGUGGGCUCCAAGUGUACCGGGUCACCAGGGGCGGAGAACCCAGUCUCACCUCACUCAAACACCUACCAUUGGCGUUGUUUGACUCUAAGGGUGUCUAGAAUAUUCUGUAGACCACGCCACUGA
Physella acuta is the source of this 1149-nucleotide messenger RNA. Its product is annotated as S-antigen protein-like. NCBI's taxonomy places the organism in Eukaryota, Metazoa, Mollusca, Gastropoda, Physidae. The record is from RefSeq and is a predicted model, not a curated record.